Sturnus vulgaris (Common starling) is the source of this 1662-nucleotide messenger RNA. RefSeq names its product pentraxin 3 (gene PTX3). Gene Ontology annotation, biological process: innate immune response; host-mediated suppression of viral proces. Gene Ontology annotation, molecular function: complement component C1q complex binding. NCBI's taxonomy places the organism in Eukaryota, Metazoa, Chordata, Aves, Passeriformes, Sturnidae. The record is from RefSeq and is a predicted model, not a curated record.
AGCCCGGGCACGGCCAGGGAAAUGCUGGCCCGAGGAUUCCUCUCCCUGCUCGCUCUGCUCUGUGUUUCCAGCGCUUCUGGCUCCGCCGUGGAUGAAGAGGAUGACUACGAGCUCAUGUACGUGAACCUGGAUAAUGAGAUCGAAGGUCCGGCCCCUGCGACUGAGGAAGCUGCUUCGUGCGACUGCCAGCGGGAGCACAGCAAGUGGGACAAGCUGUUCAUCAUGCUGGAGAACUCGCAGAUGAAGGAGAACAUGAUGCUGCAGGCUCUAGAUGAGCUCCCCAGGCUGGAGCUGCAGACCCUGAAGGCAGAGCUGAGCCAGCUGGCCACCACCCUGGCGGGCACCUUGGCCACUGUCACGUCCCAGGUGGUGUCCCAGGUGGAGCAGGCGCUGGUGAGGAGCAGGGAGCAGGCUGAGGAGGCCAGGAGGCUGCAGGAGUGGGAGCAAGGGAAGGUUCUGGAGCACGUCCUGCAGCUGAGCCACAACGUGUCCGUGAGGCUGGGCUGGCUGGAGAGCGCCUGGAGCAGCAGGGCCGAGCAGCAGGCACAGGAAACAGCCCUGCAGGAUAAACUGGAUGGCAGCAGAGGGGACAAUCCCAUCCUGAACUCGCUGUGGAAGGAGCUGCAGCAGACCCGGGCUGAGCUGAGGGUGUCACAGCAAUGGGCAGCUCAGCACCUGCUGCCAGCAGGCUGUGAAACUGCAAUUCUGUUCCCCAUGCGCUCGAGGAAGAUCUUUGGGAGUGUCCACCCGAGCUCUGGAAUGACCCUGAGCUCCUUCACUGCCUGCAUCUGGCUCAAGGUGACCGAGGCCUUGGACAAAACCAUCAUCUUCUCCUACGGAACCAAAUUCAACCCCUAUGAGAUCCAGCUGUACCUGAGCCGGGACUCGGCCGUGCUCGCCGUGGGCAGUGCCCAGCACAAGUUGGCUGCCAGAAAUGUGGUUACUCCUGGCAAGUGGCUCCACCUGUGUGGCACCUGGAGCUCAGAGAACGGAUCUGCAUCCCUGUGGGCACAGGGGCAGCUGGCAGCCAGUGCCUGGGACGUGGCUGGGGCUCACACCAUCCCCGACGGGGGCAUCCUGCAGCUGGGGCAGGAGAAGAACGGCUGCUGCGUGGGAGGGGGCUUUGAUGAAGCUCUGGCUUUCUCAGGGAAGCUGACUGGCUUUAACCUGUGGGACAGAGUGCUCAGCCCUGCUGAGGUGACAGCUCAGAGCACAGGGGACACCUGUGGCACCCGGGGCAGUGUGGUGGGCUGGGGGGUCACGGAGGUGCUGCCCCAUGGAGGAGCCCAGUACGUGUCCUAAAGCUGGGCCGUGCACAGGGCGUGGAUUUCACAGAGCUGAGCAGCAGUGUCACAACCAGCAGAGCUGCAGGAGCCCCUGCCUCUGGAAUUGCAAGGAACAGCAGCACUGCAAGGUCACAGAACUGUGGAGAAGGGAUUGAUCUCUGCCUGCUGUCCUGGCCAAACCCUGAAAACAUCCCCACAGACCAAGGCACUGGAAAAGCUGCUCCUGGGGCCAGGCAGCUCUGUCUCUCCAGCAGGGUUUGCUGAUGUAUACAGGGAGGGUCACCACGGACAUUCAGGAGCCACAUGGAGCUCCUGACAUCCCUGCUGAAGAAAAAUCUGACCUGACUCUGCAGAACAGAGCAGCUGUGGCUGCCCC